Molecule: messenger RNA, 1710 nt
Organism: Scheffersomyces coipomensis
Lineage: Eukaryota; Fungi; Ascomycota; Pichiomycetes; Serinales; Debaryomycetaceae
Gene: ARX1
Product: putative hydrolase
Exons: 1
Coding region: 1-1710 (569 amino acids)
Source: RefSeq, a predicted model, not a curated record
AUGGAAUUAGCUGUUCGUCAAGAAGAUGCUGAUGUGUUAUUGAAGCAAAAGAACGUCCUUGAUGAAACCGUGUUGGAUAAAUAUAGAACUGCUGGACAAAUUGUUCAAACUGGAUUAAAAUAUAUUAUAUCAUUAAUUAAUGAAUCAUAUCAUUUACAAAAAUCAGAUCAACCAAUAAGUGUUCAAGAGUUAUGUAUAUUAGGAGAUUCUUUCUUGAUCAACUUGUUAUCUAAAGUUUAUAAUAAUCAAAUCAAAGAAAAAGGGAUCAGUUAUCCAACUAGUAUUGAAGUUAAUGAAUUAGCUUAUGGAUUUUCACCUGAAUUAGAUGAUGAAGGACAAUAUUUCUUUACAGCUGGAGAUGUAGUUACUAUUUCUUUAGGAGUUCAAAUCGAUGGUUAUACUUCUCAAGUAAGUCAUACUUUAGUGAUUUAUCCACCUGGAAUUGAAUUAAAUUCUGAAAUUAAACCAGAAGGUCCUUUAUUAGGUUCAAAAGCUGAUGCUAUUUGUGCCAGUCAUAUUGCUACUGAAACUUUAAUGGGAUUAUUAGGAUUAAGUUUAACUCCAGAAAAAUUACCAAUAGCUUUAAAGAAUGAAGGUGGUAUCAGUGGUAGAUUAUUAAGAAAUAUAGUUGAUUCUAUUGCUGAAUCAUUUGGAUGUAUUGUUUUACCAGGAUCUAAGAUCAGAAGAAUAAGAAGAUUUUUAGCUGGACAAGCUGAAGGUAUAGUUGCUGAACGUGAUUUCAAAGGGGUUGUAUGGGAUGAAUCACAUCAAGAAGAAAGAUUAUUAAAUAAAGCUCCUCAAAGUCAAGAAUUAAUUUUAUCUGAUUCUAAAAGUAAUAUUAAACCAUCUGGAACUAAUAAUUCAAGUGCUAUUCCAAGUGAUGAAUUUAUAGUUUUACCAGGUGAAGUUUAUCAAAUUGAUAUUAGAAUUUCAAGUUUAAAUGAUUUUAAUGAAGUUGGAUUAAUUACAUUAGAAGAAAUUGAUCAUUUUACAGGUAAGAAUAAUAAACAAGAAUUUAAUAGUAAAAGUACUAUACAUAUUAGAGAUUUUGCUAUAAAUCAUCAAUUAAAAUUGAGAACUUCAAGAAAAUUAUUAUCUGAAAUUGAUAAUCAAUUUUCAGUUUAUCCAUUUAAAUUAUCAUAUACUUCCAAACAUUUCCCAAUUGAUUUAUCUAAAGAUUUAACUGAACAAUUCAAUGAUAUUAAACAAGAUUUAAAAACUUUUAAAUUAGGAUUAAGUGAAUUAAACAAUAGACAUUUAAUUAAAUCAAGACCAAUUCAAUUAACUAAAUUUGUUCCAUUAGAACAAAUUUUAAUUAGUGCCAAUCCAACUGGUAAACAUGGUAUUGAUAUGAAUAAACCUGUUUUACCAGGUAUGGAAAUUCCAUUACCCCAAUUAGGAGUAUCAUCAUUAAAAUUAAAAUCAUUAUUGAAUAAACAUGGUAAAUCAGUUACUAAUGUUAGAGAAUCAAUAACCGUUGUGAUUAAUAAUGUUAAUAAUGGAGAAAUUAUAAGAUUAACAGGAGGAUCUAAAUCCAGUUCUCCAAGUUGGGUUCAUUCUCAAUAUCAAUUGAAAGGGGCUUAUGUGGAAGCCAUUAAUCAAAUUGGACAAUUAUUACAAGAUAAAAGAUUUGGUAUUAAAGUUAAAGAAAUUUAUCCAUAUAAAUUGAAUCAAGAUAAAUCAGUUGAAACUUCAAUGCAAUUAGAUUAA